UGUACCAGUGUAUUACCUAUUGCGUUGAAGAAUAUAAGGUAAUGCUGUAGCGUACUUCAUCUUCAGUUUACGAGAGACAGUUGCAGUGAUGGUUGCUCUUAAAUGAAGGUAAAAAUAAAAUCCUGGACUGGAGUAGCAACCUGGAGAUGGGUUGCUAACGAUGAUAGUUGUGGGAUUUGUCGCAUGCCUUUCGACGGGUGCUGUUCAGAUUGUCGACUUCCAGGUGAUGACUGCCCACUGGUUUGGGGUCAGUGCUCCCACUGCUUUCAUAUCCAUUGCAUUAUGAAAUGGUUACAAUCACAGCAGCUCCACCAGCAGUGCCCAAUGUGUCGUCAAGAAUGGAAGUUCAAGGAGUGAUUUGUUGACUGAGAUGUUAGUUACUCUAUGCUGCUGCUUGCUGUGUGUAUAAACUGAAGUGUAUUUUACUGUACUAUUGCAUACUGUUACAUUUUUAAGUGAUCCUUUCUUUACUACAUGUGUACACAUUUUCAGUCAUUAUGGGUCAAAAAAAGCAAAAACGAACGUCAUCUCCAUCCCCUUCUCCAGAGAGAAGACAUUCACAUAGUUAUCAUCGCAAGGAGAAACACAAGAAUAAGUGUAAGAGACGUCAUGCCUCACAUGAUAGAAAGCGUAAGAGACAUCGAAAGACUUACACCAGUUCGGAGUCAAGAAGUUCAAGCUCAGAUUCAUCACCACAGUCAAGUUCAAACUCAGGUACAGACUCAUCUUACAAAUUGUCUAGGAAGAGAAAUGAAGGGAAGAAUGAAUUUUGCAGACAAGAACCAAUGGAUGGAGGUAGAUCAAGAAUAGAGUCCAGCAGAUCAAAGCCUCUUUCCCUAAACCAGUAUUCUGGUACCAGACAUAUGCUCCCUGUGAAAGUAAGCAGUGAUAGUGAAAGUGACAGUGAGGCUGAAAGUAAGCAAGGUUGGGGGAAAGGCUUUAUUUCCAAAAGUAUUGAAGAACCAGAGCCAUCAACAUCAAGAACGAGGUGCUUGAGUGAGGACAGUGACACAGAUUCUGAGGAGGAAUUGAAGUUUAAUUGGGAAGAUCAUCGGUAUGAGCUGAACCAAAUGUUUUUCAGGGAUGAGGAUGUUAUCAAAAGGGGAACUGAAGAGUAUCAUGAUUUUUGGAAGUUCUUGAAAAAGUAUCAUGGACUGCAGAAACAGAAAAAGAUUAGGGACAUGUGUAAAGAUCACAAUGAAGAGAGAAGGGACUCCAAAGAAGGUCAGUUUGGCUCUGUAUAUCAGCUUCCUCUGAAAUUCAAUAAGAGAUACUGGGAUCAAUUUUUUGGUUCUUAAAAUCUUAAGGAUAUGACAUUUGACUUGCAAAAGCAAAACCGACUUCCCCCAAGAGAUUUGGAGGAUGGCAAAAAGAGAUUGUCCCGCAAGAAAAUCUUAGAAGCAAAGUUUAUCAUUCUUCUUUACUUAGAUUUUAUACAGAAACAAAGAUUUGAGAAGUAUAAAAAGUUACGUGAAUCCCAAGCUAACCUUCCCAUUGCUGCGUAUAAACAGGAAAUUGUGUCUGCAGUCAGAGAGAACAACGUUGUAAUUAUUGCAGGUGACACAGGAUGUGGUAAGUCCACUCAAGUUCCUCAGUACCUUCUAGCUGCUGGAUUUUCAAACAUUGCUUGCACUCAGCCUCGUCGGAUUGCUUGCAUUUCAUUAUCAAAGAGGGUUGCAUAUGAAACAUUGAAUGAAUUUGGAUCAAAAGUAGGUUAUCAAAUACGAUUUGAGAAGCACAAAACAGAACACACAAAAAUUGUAUUUCUGACUGAAGGACUUCUCUUAAGGCAAAUCUCAGUGGAUUCAUCCCUAUCUUUAUAUGAUGUGAUCAUUUUGGAUGAAAUUCACGAACGUCAUUUGCACACCGACUUCCUGUUGGGCGUCAUGAAAUGCCUUUUGUUGCAGCGUGACAGUAUCAAAAUUGUUCUGAUGUCUGCCACAAUUAAUAUAGAUCUUUUCCGCAACUACUUCAUGGGCCAGGCUCCUGUUAUUCAGGUCCCAGGACGGUUAUAUCCAAUAAAAUUACAGUAUUUCCCAAUUCCCUUUUUGGAGCAGGCAAGUAAGAGGGAAAAAAUCAACCCAGCUCCAUACAUUCGUGUUAUGCAGCUCAUUGAUAACAAGUAUCCAGAUGAUGAACGAGGAGAUAUGCUUGUCUUUCUAAGUGGCAUGAGUGAAAUAUCAACUGUUGUAGAGGCUGCAAAACUCUAUGCACAGCAAACCAACAGGUGGGUAGUCCUCCCACUACAUAGUACGCUGUCUGUCACAGAACAAGAAAAAGUGUUUGAUAUGGCUCCAGAGGGGGUUAGAAAGUGCAUAGUGUCCACUAACAUUGCUGAAACAUCGGUAACCAUUGAUGGUGUGCGAUUUGUUGUAGACUCUGGGAAAGUUAAAGAAAUGAGUUUUGAUGCUCUGUCAAAAAUGCAGAAACUGAAAGAGUUCUGGAUCAGUCAGGCUUCAGCAGAACAAAGGAAGGGACGCGCAGGUCGCACAGGCCCUGGGACUUGUUUCCGAUUAUAUUCAGAAGAAGAAUACAACUCUUUUGCCCAGUACAGUGCUCCGGAAAUCCAACGUGUACCUUUGGAUUCUCUUACAUUACAAAUGAUCUCAAUGGGUCUUCCGGAUGUUAGAUUAUUUCCAUUCAUUGAACCUCCAGCCCCUGAGAGUCUAGAGAAUUCUGUGAUUGCUUUGAAAACCCAGGGUGCUCUAACAGAUAUAGAAGGACUCACCACAAUAGGGAAACUCUUGUCUCAGCUCCCCAUGGAUGUCAGCUUAGGCAAGAUGUUAAUUAUGGGAUCACUUUUCCACCAGGUUGAUCCUGUCUUGUCUCUGGCAGCUGCCAUGAGUGUGCAGAGUCCUUUCACUAAUCGUGCUCAUCGGGACCCAGAGUGCUUGGCUGCAGUCAAAAAUAUGGAGUCAGACCACGGUGAUCCCUUUACUCUACUAGCUUCGUACAGGAUAUCCAGGGGCGAAGGGAUCGUUCGGUCUGGAGAGGACCACGGCGGCCAUGACGGAAGCGAAGAUGAUGACCUGAGGAGAUAUAUCAAUUUAGUCCUGUCAGAGGUCGCACUCUUCGCUGUCCUGUUGGUGGCAGUCUCCGCCCGCCCUAGCAACCCCUACCGAAACCCACCCUCGUACGAACCCGACACGCCAGCUAAGUACGAGUUUAAUUAUGCCGUGAAGGACGACUACUCUGGCAACGACUAUGCUCAUGCAGAGGCCCGUAAUGGAGACGACACCAGUGGGUCAUACCAGGUCCUACUUCCCGACGGGCGAGUCCAGACGGUAGAAUACACAGUCAGCAAGGACGGCGGCUUCCAAGCUAACGUGGUGGCAAAGGGAGUCAAGGCCUACGCCUAAAAUGACCUGGCUCAUUUCGUAAAGUUGCGCUUCAAUUAGGAAUAAUCCAUUCAUCAUUAGUACUCAUCUAUUGACAUUAUUGUUUUAUCUCCUUAUUUAUGAACGUGUAGCACUCUUUAAUUAUGUAUUUGAGGAAAAUAAAUGGAUGUAUUUGA
This is a messenger RNA of Macrobrachium nipponense, 3514 nucleotides long. RefSeq names its product probable ATP-dependent RNA helicase DHX34. Lineage: Eukaryota; Metazoa; Arthropoda; Malacostraca; Decapoda; Palaemonidae. The record is from RefSeq and is a predicted model, not a curated record. Gene Ontology annotation, cellular component: intracellular anatomical structure. Gene Ontology annotation, biological process: nuclear-transcribed mRNA catabolic process, nonsense-mediated decay. Gene Ontology annotation, molecular function: RNA binding; ATP binding; helicase activity.